UGAGAAGGGGGCGUGGGGGGCUCAGAAAUGGCGCGUUUGGACACGGGAAGCUGCUUGGYGUGGUGUGAGUGCGCGCCUCCCCCGUCGGCUCCUCUCCGCUCCACAGCGCGCGCGGCAGAGGCAGAGCCUCCCCGCGAUUCACGCAGGCUGUUUGUGUGAUUCCUGCUCUUUGUGCCAGAGCCUGCAGCUGUCUGUUGUAGGGAGAAACGUCGCAGCGCAUGGAGGAGCCGACGGAGGACUUUUGUUUGCUCCACAAACCCAAAGGAUUUGAAAACUUCUGAAGUAUUUGCUGCGUAUCUUGUGUCGCUGUUGGAGGAUUGAAUGAAGACACCUGGAAGCUGAAAAACGCCCCGACCGUGCGUUCGGACUGAAAUCUGUUUGCAAACUGUAGGAAUGUGGAAAACAAGUCUAUCUUGGCGUAACUGGACCAGCUUCUGCCCCUGAAACCAUGACCACAGACUUGAACUUGACCUCUUUGAUAAAUGCAACAUUAAGCAACCAAAGCAGAGGAUGUUCCCUCACAAAGACUGGCUUUCAGUUCUACUACCUGCCCACGGUUUACAUCAUGGUAUUCAUCACCGGGCUGGUGGGCAACAGCCUGGCCAUAUGGAUGUUUGUGUUCCACAUGAGACCCUGGAGCGGCAUCUCGGUCUACAUGUUCAACCUGGCCCUGGCUGAUUUCUGCUAUGUCCUCUCUCUGCCUUUCCUCAUCUUUUACUACUUCAACAAAACCGACUGGAUAUUUGGGGACGUGCUGUGUCGACUGCAGCGUUUCAUCUUCCACGUGAAUCUCUAUGGAAGUAUUCUGUUUCUGACCUGCAUCAGUGUUCACAGGUACACGGGGGUCGUGCAUCCGCUCAAGUCUUUAGGCCGGCUGAAGAAGAAGAACGCAGUUAUCACGAGUGCGCUGGUGUGGUUGAUAGUAGUUAUAGGCAUGUCCCCAAUUCUUUAUUACUCUAGGACUGGUCCGAAACGUAAUUCAACCACCUGUUAUGACACGACCACCGAGGAUGAGCUGUCGGGUUAUUUUAUUUAUAGCAUGAUUCUGACUGUGUUUGGGUUCUGCAUCCCAUUCAUUAUCAUAUUCUGUUGCUACGGCAUGAUCGUCAAGGCRCUGAUCUGCAACGACAUGAACAACGCCCCCCUGCGGCAGAAAUCCAUCCACCUKGUGAUCAUAGUUCUCGCAGUCUUCGCCGUCUCCUACUUGCCUUUCCACGUCAUGAAAAACCUCAACAUGCGGGCCAGGCUGUACUUCCAGAGCCCGGACAUGUGCGAGUUCAACAACCGCGUCUACGCCACGUACCAGGUGACGCGGGGGCUGGCCAGCCUCAACAGCUGCGUKGAUCCCAUUCUUUACUUCCUGGCUGGAGACACCUUCCGGAGGAAGCUGUCGCGGGCCACCAAAAAGACUUCCAGGAAAGGCGACAACGUCCUUCAGUCCAAGAGCGAGGACACGGCGCUCAACAGCCUGGCUGAGUAUGUGGAGAACAGCGACCGGAGACUGUGACGCCUCCUUUUAGCUUCUGAGACAAAAGGAUUAAAUAAGUCAAGGCACUGUGUAGACUGAAGACUGAGGGUCAAAUUUAAGGGAUGAUGGUUUGUAGAGCUGUAGGAUUAAAAACUCCAUUUAACCCUGAGAUACCAUCGCUUGCUUGCAGCCUUUUGGCAUUACUAAGCUAUUGUACUGUACUGUCCUAUAUUGUACUUUAAAUAUUAGAGCCAUCACUCUCCUUUUUUAAUUAUGUACAUUUUGAACUAAAUGUGAAGAGCACAGCUGGGGGGAAAUAGAUUGUCCAACAGGCAAAAAUUUCCUGUUAAUCCAUUUGUUCUGCAAUCUAAGAUGGAUAGCACCUUCUCUAGCCUUGAUCUGAUGGGUAAUCAAUACCUAUUUAGAUGGUGAGAGCUUAAAUAUAAGGAAGUGUAAUUUGGGAUGGCUUUUAGACAGAGUAAURAAUGCACUGAACCUGAGUUUGCUGCGUACAUAUGCAAAGCAGCCAUUGUAAUGCACUAUUAGCCAAGUUUUUUUGCUCCACCAUUCAGUCUUUUUCUCCAUCUUUUGCAGAGAAUAAAAUGUGUUUAAUUACUUUUCUGUCAACUGAGGAAAGUCUACAAAGGCUCUGUACCACACAUUUUCUCUUACUUACCUAUUUGCCACGUAAAUAGGAUGAUAUUUGCAGUAUUUUUUGUGUAUAUGAUGCUACAUCUGAUGUAUUUUUAAGUGUACUGUACAGGAUGUUGUGACAGUCCGGAUCAUUUAGUUUUAUUAGGUGUCAGUUUCAGUACUUCACGGCUUCAUCGCACGAGUCCAGUACCAAACAAGUGUCAUGUGAAAGUGUCAGUGACUCACCACAGCAAGUUCGAACUACCCGAGUGUUUCCUGCCGUACGAAAAAGAAAAGAAAAGAAAAAAAAUUUGUCACAAAACUUUUUUUUCUACUUUGCGACUCCAUCAACACAUUGAAGAUCUGUUUGUAUGAGAUACCUCAAAGUAAAUUGUGCACUGUGUCUGUAUUUGACAGAUGGUAGUUUUUUUCUCUUUUGUUUUGGUUGUAUCUGUUGUAAACAUUCUAGACAAAAUGAUUGCGAAUCUCUAUAUAUUUUGUGUAGAUGUUUGAUGUUUGUGGCCUACUAAUUCCUGUGUUGUGGCUGCUGUGAGUGUCAAGAAUGGAAGUAAAUCAAAUCUGUGCGAAAAUC
This is a messenger RNA of Austrofundulus limnaeus, 2693 nucleotides long. It is a transcript of the gene p2ry1, whose product is annotated as purinergic receptor P2Y1. NCBI's taxonomy places the organism in Eukaryota, Metazoa, Chordata, Actinopteri, Cyprinodontiformes, Rivulidae. Bases 449 to 1507 code for a protein of 352 amino acids. Gene Ontology annotation, molecular function: ATP binding; A1 adenosine receptor binding; G protein-coupled ATP receptor activity. Gene Ontology annotation, cellular component: plasma membrane. Gene Ontology annotation, biological process: relaxation of muscle; phospholipase C-activating G protein-coupled receptor signaling pathway; platelet activation. The record is from RefSeq and is a predicted model, not a curated record. The transcript is spliced from 2 exons.